CAGUGAACGAGGCGGACGGGGUCGGGCCGGAAGUGGUAUGCUCGCGCCGCGCUGAGGAGAUGAGGGGCGGCGGGUGCGGCGCCUCGCUCCUCGGACGGGCCGGGCGCGCAUGGCUGGGCCCGCUCCCUGCCCGGGUCCCGCAGCCGCCUCGGGCCCUGCUGCCUCCGGUUCCUCGGAGAGGUCUUGCUGCCACGCUCCCAAGGGAUUCAUAUGAUGUCAGAAGAGUUGAAAUCACUCCCCUGGAGCAGAGGAAGGUGACUUUUGACACUCAUGCUUUAGUGCGGGAUCUGGAAACCCAUGGCUUUGCCAAGGAGCAAGCAGAGACCAUCGUAUCAGCAUUAAUAACCCUGUCAAAUGUCAGCUUGGAGACAGUCUAUAAGGACAUGGUUACCCAGGCUCAGCAGGAAAUAACCUUGCAGCAGAUCAUGACACACUUGGACUCCAUUCGAAAAGAUAUGGUCAUCCUGGAAAAAAGUGAAUUUGCAAACCUGAGAGCAGAGAAUGAGAAAAUGAAAAUUGAACUAGAUCAAGUUAAACAGCAGUUAAUGGUAAGUGAGCAGCCAGUAGGUGUACGCUUGUCUUGGGGGAGAAAAUCGUUCUUUUCAUUGUCUUUAUUUGCUUUAAAGAAUGAAACCAGUAAAAUCCAAGCCGACAGCAAGCUAGACAUAAACCUAGAAAGGAGCAGAGUGACAGAUAUGUUUACAGAUCAAGAGAGGAAAUUGAUGGAAGCAACUACAGAGUUUCAUAAAAAAGAUUCAAGCACCAACAGCAUUAUUUCCGAGAUCAGUAAUAAAAUUGACACUGAAAUAGCUUCCUUAAAGACGCUCAUGGAAUCGAAUAAACUCGAUACGAUACGUUACUUGGCAGCUUCGGUUUUCACUUGCUUAGCAAUAGCACUGGGAUUUUACAGGUUCUGGAAAUAGAUGUGAACUGAAUGACUGCAUCAAAUCAAAUACAGGUGGAGAAAAGGCCAGCCAGGCAGCGCCUGCCAGACUGUCACAUUUGCGCUGUACAUCGCUGUGGUACCUCCAGUUUGGAUAUUCUUGUUCUGAUUAUUGUGCACUAAAAUGUUUUCUGACUGUGUAACACUAACAGUUGAAAUGAUAGGGGGGAGAAGUUGGCAGACAAUGGUAAUAUUUCAUUAUCCCCUAUUGAAUAACGUACGUAUUUUAAAAGACUUUGUAUAUUAAAUCAGAAAGUGUUUCCUAACGGGCUUCAGAAUCAAGUCUGUUGUCUUCUAGGACAUUGCCAGUUCUCUCAUCUCCACUCCAAAUGGAAAUACUGACCAUCCAGCAUGCCUGUGAAAAUAUUGGACUUCUGUUUCCAAAUUAGUAUCAGCAAUAGGGAGAACUGCAGUAAAUUCCAAGAGAUGUACUGUGAUCCUGGCAGUCGCCUUACAUACAGGAGCUAGGUGCUUGUUCCUCUCUUUCUGAUGGGUUGAAGCCUGGUCCUUUGGUUUUAUAUUUGCAUAAAUAUGUAUGAAAACAUAGAUGUAUGUGUAUAAAGAACACACUCCAAGGCCUUUUCUAAAGAACCUUUGUUUUUUCUUGAAAAAUGGUUUACAUAAAUUUAAAAUCUCAUGUAGAACUAAAUUGUUUCUGCACAUUCGUUCAUUUUUAAUAUCUCUUAAAAUUUCUGUAAACCCAGAAGUCAGCAGAAGGGGAGAACUUCUCUUCCUCUUUCCAAGGGGAAGUGCAGAUAAGUGCUCCUAACUCCUCCCUUUGAGCAGUGCUGAGUAUUCUCACUAAACCUUCCUGUAUUUUCUGGCUGUGGGAUCUGCCUUGUGCCCCAGCAGUGCUCGCUGUGAGCGGUUUGUGGUGCUGUGGGACACACGGACUCAGCUUCAGGUGACAAGCCCCCUGCCUCCUGCAAGGCCUUCUCACUGUAGUUGCAGAGACAGGAUGUGAUGGGUGGAUGCCUUCCGAAACUGAAGCAGUCAUACCUGGGGUACAAAUGCCUAUGCUUAAUUCGAUUCCUUUUGAUUAAAAAUCUUCUUGGAUUAAACUUUGUUCAGAGUAAGCACUUUGUGGGCUACGGAGUUUAUAGCAGUGGAUAGUGGCAACUUUUUAAUUGCAGUUCUGUUUUGUUUUCAGUUGAACUUGCUGGUAUCCUGCGCAUUCUUAUAUUCUGUGCAUUAAAUUAUGUAUUUAAAUGUGUACAUUUAAGAAAAUAAAAUGACUUUCUUAUAUUCGCUA
Numida meleagris (helmeted guineafowl) is the source of this 2195-nucleotide messenger RNA. It is a transcript of the gene CCDC90B, whose product is annotated as coiled-coil domain containing 90B. The record is from RefSeq and is a predicted model, not a curated record. Bases 60 to 923 code for a protein of 287 amino acids. Gene Ontology annotation, cellular component: mitochondrion. The transcript is spliced from 8 exons. Lineage: Eukaryota; Metazoa; Chordata; Aves; Galliformes; Numididae.